This is a messenger RNA of Mesorhabditis belari, 657 nucleotides long. NCBI's taxonomy places the organism in Eukaryota, Metazoa, Nematoda, Chromadorea, Rhabditida, Rhabditidae. The record is from the annotation of a GenBank genome assembly.
AUGCGACUAUUUCUCGUUUUUACUCUAGCACUUCUUGAACUAACAGAUGGCCAACUCUCGGCAAUGUUCGGGAAUCCGAUUCAAGCGCCGAAUUGUGAAACCUGGAGCGCAUGGGGACCGUGCGUUUGGCUUAAAGGCAAAGAAGCAAACUCUCGCUGGAAUCGGCCCUACUUUGAUCAGCUGCUCCCAGGGCGACAAGGUUGCAGAAAUCAUGUUUUUUUCAGAUUGUUGAAAGAUCGUUGGGGGGUGGCUUUUGAAAACUUUUAUAAUUACCUGCGAGAGAUGACGAUGUCUGAAGAGCAAUGUGGACAGUGCUCGUAUCAACAAAGUUGUGGUCGUUCUUGUCAUAGAAGAGGUGAUGUUGGAAUGAUCAAUCCAUUGUUUGUUGCCGAGAGGCGAUGUAUGGAUGCGGAUCAGCGAUCAGCUUGUAUGAGCAGAUACAUGCCCGAUUGCCGUUUGUGGCCAAACAAGAACAUCCAGUUGCCGAAUGUCACCUCCUCGAUGCAAGAGAUCAUCGAUCAUCUCGAUUACCUGACCUGUGUACCUGAGCAACGACCCGAUGGCCCUGUAUGCCGUUGCUGUUGCCAUCCCUACACUCCCGAUCCGGUGACUUUCGAGUGUGAGCUGAAACCCUUCAUCGAUCAAACUGUUUUUGGC